Micromonas pusilla CCMP1545 is the source of this 501-nucleotide messenger RNA. RefSeq lists its product as uncharacterized. Bases 1 to 501 code for a protein of 166 amino acids. Lineage: Eukaryota; Viridiplantae; Chlorophyta; Mamiellophyceae; Mamiellales; Mamiellaceae. The transcript is spliced from 2 exons. The record is from RefSeq and is a predicted model, not a curated record.
AUGGUGCGCGACGCGGUCGGGAAGCGGUGGAAAAGAAGAAGAACGACGGGGACGGGGACGGGGACGGGGACGGGGACGGGGACGGGGACGGGCGGCGGCGGGGACGGGGACGGGGACGCCGCCGCGACCGCCGCGGCAAACGCCGAAACCAAAAGAGAACCGAGCGCGUUCGCGCGCGACGCCAAGGCGCUGACGGAUGCGUACGGCCUCGCCUACAUGGCCGCGAAGAACGUCAUCGGGCCCGUGAGCAUCGUGCUCUUCUACUACGUCAUCAAGCGCGGCGUCAACCUCAGCGCGUGGCUCGGCCCGGAGCUGACGAAGGGCGCGGUGGGCGCCAACGCCGGACUGAUGGCGCUCGCGAGCUGGUGCAGCGUAGUUUUGUUUCCGGGGGUGGUGUACUACGCGACGGUGUUCGGGCCAAAGUUGAGGGCGUGGGCGCGGGUGCUGAGCGCGCGGGUGCGCGUCACCGCGCGGGGGGGCGACGGCGGGUUGAUGGCGUAG